Centruroides sculpturatus (bark scorpion) is the source of this 882-nucleotide messenger RNA. RefSeq lists its product as uncharacterized. The record is from RefSeq and is a predicted model, not a curated record. The coding region runs from base 61 to 882 and encodes 273 amino acids. Gene Ontology annotation, molecular function: transcription cis-regulatory region binding. Lineage: Eukaryota; Metazoa; Arthropoda; Arachnida; Scorpiones; Buthidae. The transcript is spliced from 5 exons.
GUAUAUAAAUGCUCAUCUUUCACUCGUUCUUCACAAAAGCUUGCUCUAUCAACAAACAAUAUGGUGAGAGAAAUCUGUAUCAUAGAAGAUUUUAUUUACCCAAAACUUAACAACAAGGAAUUUGGAUAUUUAUUGGAAUGGGAAGACCAAGAAAAUGGAAUAUUUCGGGUAUUUUGGUCUCAUAAGUCUGGACGAAAGUGGCAGGAAAAAUAUUUCGAAGUAUUUACUGAAUGGGAUAAGAUGAAAGGUCGUAAAAAUCAUGGAGGAUCAGGAUAUUUCACAGAAGCAAAAGGAAGAUUUCGUUCUGCUCUGACAAGAUUAAAAAGCAAAAUUGAAACACUGCCUCGAGACAGUCAUUAUCGGAGGUAUCAACUGAAGAUGUUUCAAAGAGAUGGACCAGUUUCUGCAAAUAGAAAGAAUUAUAAUGCAAUUAAUUUGCAUUUAAAAGAUAAACAGUUAUUAACAUUUCAAACAAGAAGUGAUGAAACAGUAUUACAUACACCUACAUGUGACUCAAAAUUAUUGAAUGAUGACUUCUACACACCUCAAAUAAAAAGUGAAGUAGUUAAUUAUGAUAUAUUAAAUGAUCAGAUUUUGAAUUCAUAUGCAUCAAACAGUUAUAAUAGUUUUCAACCAAAUAUGAUGUGUUCUUCUUCAUCAUCAAUGUUGUAUGGUGAAACAGAAAUCUUGGAUCAAAACAGUUUUUUUACAAACAGUAUUCCUCAGAAAAACAGCUUUACAGUUUCAAUGAGUUCAAACAAUAUUUCAACAGAAGAUGCAAAUAAUUAUAACACAGUGAACUAUGAAUAUACUUAUGAUGAGAGGAAAGAAUAUGGAUUAAAUUCAAUAUAUGAUGAUUUUAUUCCACCAAUAAAAGAUUAA